Lepus europaeus (European hare) is the source of this 1185-nucleotide messenger RNA. RefSeq names its product phosducin like 2 (gene PDCL2). Gene Ontology annotation, cellular component: cytoplasm. The transcript has 6 exons. Lineage: Eukaryota; Metazoa; Chordata; Mammalia; Lagomorpha; Leporidae. The record is from RefSeq and is a predicted model, not a curated record. Gene Ontology annotation, biological process: protein folding. The coding region runs from base 73 to 798 and encodes 241 amino acids.
GGCGUCUUCGGCGUCUUCGCGCCUUGAGGAGGCUCCAGCGCCGCGGGCGCCUGAGGGGCCGAGCGGGCCGCCAUGCAGGACCCAAAUGAAGAUACAGAAUGGAAUGAGAUUUUAAGAGACUUUGGCAUUCUUCCUCCAAAAGAAGAACCAAAAGAUGAAAUUGAAGAAAUGGUUCUACGUUUACAGAAAGAAGCCAUGGUUAAACCGUAUGAAAAGAUGACUCUUGCACAGUUGAAGGAAGCUGAAGAUGACUUUGAUGAGGAAGACAUGCAAGCUAUUGAAGUAUAUAGAGAAAAGCGGUUACAGGAAUGGAAAGCUCUUAAGCAAAAACAAAAAUUUGGAGAAUUAAGAGAAAUUUCUGGAAAUCAGUAUGUAAAUGAAGUCACAAAUGCAGAAAAAGAUGUGUGGGUUAUAAUUCAUCUAUACAGAUCAAGCAUCCCAAUGUGUUUGUUGGUUAACCAGCAUCUUAGUCUCCUAGCAAGAAAGUUUCCAGAAACGAAAUUUGUUAAAGCCAUCGUGAAUAGCUGUAUUCAACACUACCAUGACCAUUGUUUACCAACAAUCUUUGUUUAUAAAAAUGGUCAGAUAGAAGGCAAAUUCAUUGGAAUUAUAGAAUGUGGAGGGAUAAAUCUCAAGCUAGAAGAACUUGAAUGGAAGCUAGCAGAAGUUGGAGCAAUUCAGACUGAUUUGGAAGCAAACCCCAAAAAAGGCAUUAUAGAUAUGAUGAUGUCUUCAAUUAGAAACACUUCCAUUUAUGAUGACAGUAAUAGUUCCAACAGUGAUAAUGAUACCAAAUAGAAAUAUUUGGUAAAUAUCAUCACAGUACAUGUAUAUGGAAUGUUUUAUUUACUGCUGCCUUUAUAAUGGAAACCAGAAAGCUUAUCGAUUGAUUGAUUUUCAUUUUUAUAUUAGAAUCACAGUUUAUAUGUCAUUUCAAAAAUGUUCAGGUAUUUCACAAUAUUCAUUGCUUCCAACAAAACCAGUAUUUCUACUAAACUCUUAACAUUUCUCUGUGACACAGCCUUUUACACAGCCUUUUAUGCUUGACACAAACACAAAAAUUCCAAGUUCUCUGUGUUGCCUGUUCUCUCCAAAGAGACCCGGGAGUGAAAAUAAUGGGGAAACCAUAACAAUUUCAUGUAAGUCAACAUAUAUUUUUUAACAUUUAAAAAAUCAUUUUCAAUA